GUUUGUUGCUCUUGCGGCUUCCAUCUCACCUUUCUACUUUCACCUUCGACCAGUGAUUGUGGUUGACGGCACACACCUGAAGGGAAAAAAAUAGUGGCAUUUUGUUUGUCGCCGUGAUAAAAGACGGAAACGAGGCAGUUUUUCCCUUGGCGAUCGGUGUCGGUCCGAUCGAGAAUGAUGAGUCGUGGAAGUGGUUUAUGUCACAUCUGAGAGGUGCUUGCGGCGAGCCCGAUAACUUACUUAUUGUAUCUGAUGCGCAUGUCUCCAUCGCUAAUGCUGUGAAGAGCGAGUUUCCAAAUGCUACUCACGGUAUUUGCUACUACCACUUGUUGAACAAGAUCAAGGGUUACGGGCCCGGUGUUGCUGAGCUUUUCCGCCAAGCUGCAUACGCCUACGAGCAAUCAGAUUACACGCGUGCAAUGUCAGCCAUGGCUGCUCUGAAGCCAAAGGCGUACGAGAAGUUGUUGCGCGUGGGACCGGAGAAGUGGGCACGAUCACAAUGUCCUGUGUCCCGUUACAGUUUCCUUACAUCCAAUGCCGCCGAGAGUUUUAAUGCACGUUAGCUGUGGGCCAGGCGUCUUCCAAUCUGCUCGAUGUUGGAGGCAGUCAGAUUAGUUAUCGAGCAGUGGUUCAACGACAGGCUUGCGGCCGCACAAGAGAGCGAUGAAAAUCUGACUCCGGAGGCAAAACAGAAGCUCAGUGCAGAACUUGUAAAAAGUCGUCGUUACACAGCCAAGAGGACCACCGAGAGAAAAUACAGGGUUCGUGCUAGUGGUCGCCAUUAUAUGGUUGACCUUCAAAAGCAGAGCUGUGAAUGCAACGAAUUCAACCUGGACCAGAUGCCGUGUUCUCAUGCGAUUGCAGCCAUUACUGAGGCGAACGAGUCAGUGGAGGAUUACGUGCACUCUUACUACUGGAACAGUUCACUAGUUGACACAUACUCUCGUGCUGUUAACCACUUGCCUCCCAUAGAGAAUUGGAAUAUUCCUUUCCAAAUUGCAUCUCAGCUUGUUUUACCAAAUCUCUCUCGGCGACAAGCUGGUCGUCCAAAGGAAACUCGAGUUCGAUCCGCAGGUGAAAGGCCGACUCAAAACACAUCAACAGCGGAGGCAUCAACUAGUAGCAAGAAACGAGCACCAAAAACGUGUGGUCUCUGUGGCGGGUCUGGUCACACACGUCGAUCGUGCAAGGGUACGGCCACCGAUGCGUAG
Messenger RNA from Salvia miltiorrhiza (redroot sage), 1211 nucleotides. RefSeq lists its product as uncharacterized. The coding region runs from base 594 to 1211 and encodes 205 amino acids. The transcript has 2 exons. Gene Ontology annotation, molecular function: zinc ion binding. NCBI's taxonomy places the organism in Eukaryota, Viridiplantae, Streptophyta, Magnoliopsida, Lamiales, Lamiaceae. The record is from RefSeq and is a predicted model, not a curated record.